ACAGCGCAUGCGCUACAAUUAAGCAAUCUCGCACGAGCAAGAGUGAGCUGACAGGUUUCAUACUGGACACUGAUGAUAUCAGAUUUCUGAGAGUCACACUGAGACUUUUCUUCAUUUAUUCUGUAACUGUGAUUACACCCGCACACUAUAUGGCAGAACAUUUCUUUUUUAUUGUGGAAUUCAUUUACUGUGACUUUAAACUUUAGUUUUUACUUUAAACUUUAUGUUUUACUUGGAUUUACUACUCAUUGUGGUGAGCUAAAAAUGAAUAUGUGGUAUGUAAUUUAAACAUUUUAUUAGCCAAGCAUUACAUUCACAAAUGCAGCGUAGUAAAAUUUAAACUGUGGUUUGGUUCUUUUAAAAAGGACUUGGAGUGUUACUUUAAUAGUUUGUCUACCUCCACUAACAGGAAGGCCCCCAAAGCCUGGAACAGCCAUCCAUUUUCUAUACCACUUAUCCUACACUGGGAGCCUAUCCCAGAAGACACAAGGCACACCCUGGACAGGGUGCCAACCCAUCACAGGGCACAAUCACACACUACAGACAAUUUAGAGAUGUCAGUCAGCUUAUAGCACAUAUCUUUGGAGUGGGGGAAGAAACCCGCUAAGUAUGGAAGGCAAAUUCAAACACCACACACACACACACACACACACACACACACACACACACACACACACACACAGGACAGGGGUGGGAUUCAAACCCCCAACCCCGGAGGUGCAAGGCAACAGUGCUAACCACUAAGCCAGCCUGGGACAUAUGUGCUGCUUUUGGCAUGUGUGCAUAAUCUGUUUGAUGUAUACCAGUCAUGUUGGAUAAGUUAGUUUUACAAUAUUAUCUGUGCAUCAGCUGCUUUACUCAAACUCUCCUAUCAUUCAUUCCUUGAGAACCAUGAAGAAGGAACACACUGCAAAAAUAGAACUUUGUUAAGAACUGUGUUAAACUGAACUAAAUGUACACUGUGGAAAUUGUUGAGCAUAACCUUUCCUUUACUUGCCUUUUGGUUCUGAGUGUAAUCACACUCAGCCUAUCAAAGAGAUUUUUAAAAUUCUGGUUAUCACUUUCCUACACUAAGGAAAAAACAAACAAUGUCAUAUGAUUUUUUUUUUUGGAACUUAACCAUUUUAGAAUAUAAAUUGCCUGACUAAAGUGACUAAAUUUCAAACCCACAUGAGUGUGUUUAGGGAUUGGUGACACAGAGCUGGCACUUAUGUGGCCUGCCAAACUGGUGAGCUGAUCAUUCAUAGAGGAGGGAGGCUGGACACACACACACACACACACACACACACACAGUGAUCUGUAUGUGACCAUCACCAUGGAGACCUGCUAUCAAGGCCACAGUUUCAACAGGCUGCUUGAAGAAUAAACAGUGCGCAGAGACAUAAGCGCUGAUUGACAGAGAGGAAGAAAAGAGAAGACCAGGAAAGCAACUGCAUGGAGGAUUACACCGGUGUAAGAACUCUCCAGGCUGUGUGAAAUAUUACUGGCACGGGGUAGGGCAGAGAUGUUCUGGAAAAAAACAAGCAACACAAUUUCCACCGGCAGUGACAACAACAGCUAGCUCUCUUCAAAUAGCUGGAUGUAAACAUUCUACCCAGAACAGUACGUCUUGCCCUUCAUACAGGUCAUUUGUGAAUAUGGCCAGCUGGAUCAGUGAAGACAGGUUCAGGUCAGAUAGAAAUGACUCGGAAUGGGACUGUGGUUUGAGUUCUCAGGAACUCAGGAACUCUUUCAGAUCUUCAAACCCCAUCUUGCUGUCUGAGUUUGACUUGUGGGAAAAGUCCCUCUUUAAAUCUCGGUCCUCAGCUUUGAGUUGUGUGGGUGUGUCUCGAUUAGAUCACAGCUCCAAAAUCAGCACCAGCUCCAUUGGCGGUCAGUGUAGGAUGAAACACAGUGAAUCACCUGCCAGGCAAAGAUGGAAGUCUGCCUCACGUCUUGCGCCAGACGGGGCCCCCAGAUCCCAUUCUGAGUUUGGGCUGCGAAGUGCGCUGGAAGAGGGCAGCAUGAGGAGGACAGAACUCAUCCAGAGGCUCCGGGAGGUCCACAGCCGUCUGGACACACAAACAGACCUGCUGAAAACCAAGGAGACCCAGCUUCAGCACAGCCAGAGCAAUACCCAGUGUCUGGAGCUCAAGCAUAAGCAGCUGGCAAAGGCACUGAGUGUUGUUGAGGAGCAGAAAGAAGCAGCUGAGCUAAGUCACUUUGAGGAGAGCUGUCGCAGCGCAGACCUGCAAGACAAGGUGCUACAGCUGGAGAUGGACAUUUUGAAGAUGAAAUCUAGCCUUGAAAGCAGGAGCACUGCUCAAAUAUCAGCGUCACAUUCAAAGCCACACCUCGGCAGGACCAUGCCUGUAACAAAAGAUGAAUUUGUCAGAGAGGGACAGAAAAAGGCUGAGAGGGAAAUGAAGAAGCUCGAAGAAGCCCUUGGGGAGGCAGAAGAGAGAGCCGCGACCCUAGAGGCUGAAAAGGACCAUGCAUUAACACAACUCCGAUCCUAUAAAGAAGAUCGGCAGAAGGUAUUGAGACAGAUGGAAGAGCUGAAGCAGAGGUUUAGCAUGUCCUUGGCGGCCCAGAGUGAGUUGCAGGACCAGCUCAGCGAGACCCGCAGUCGCCUUGGCCAACUGGAACUGGAGAAUGAACUGCUCACCACAAAAACAUUGCGAUUGGAAGACAACAUAGAGGACCUGAAGUCAAAGCUAUCCAGUGCUUUAGCUGAAAAAGAUCGCCUGGUGCAGGAGAAAGCUGAACUGCACCAAAGAGUGCAAAGUUUGGAACUAGAGCUGCAAAGAUCCCAGCUGGGCAGAGAGGGCUUUACUCAGCAAGUGUGUGAUCUCCACUCCGAGCUGACUCAGGCCAAGAGCCAGGCCAGCCAACAACAGCAGAGUACCUUAUUAAUGAAAGAGGAACUGCACUCAGCCAAAGAGGUGAAUGAGAAACUGUCAGCAGACCUGGCCAUAGCCAAAGACAGGCUUCAGGAGACACUACAGCAGCUACAUGAACUGGAAGCAGAGAAGCUGAUCCAAACCAAUCAGAUAGCUGCACUGGAGACUGAGCGUUUGCAGCUGAUUGGAGAGAAGGAGGAGCUGAUGGAUGUUUUUGACCAGGGAGAUCAGAAAGAGCUAAGAGAUCUGAAGGAGACAUGUUGCCAGCUCAGAGAAUUACAGGAAAUGUUGGAGUAUGAGAAGAAAGAACUUGAGGCACAUUGCCAGAGCCUGGAAAAGAAAGUACAGAAUGUUGAGGCAGAGUAUGGGCUUAAGGAACAAAAGCUGCAACUCAUGAAGGAGAAGAUGGAGCAAGAGAAGGAGGAGCUGAAGAGAGUGGCAGCUCACUGGAAUGAGCGAUGGCUGGAUGCUGCGAUGACACUGCAGUCUACUCAGGCCCAACUAGAAGAGACCAAGAAGCAACAGCAAGAGACUGAUGCAAUCAUUCUUUUUCACGUUUGUCCUCAGCUGAGGGAAGAGGCAGCAGAAAAGCUGGAGACACUUGAGGCGGACAGGCAGAAUAUGAUCCAGAGAUUGCUAGAAGAGAAGACACACCAUGAAAAAGAGCUGGCCAGAAUUAAGAAAGAAGCUGGUGCUUUGGAACGGGUGGAGCUUGAUGCCUGCAAACAACAGCUGGAACUAGAGAGGAACAGAAGCCAGACUCUGCAGCAGAGACUCAUGGGAAACCCUGUGUCUCUGGAGGAAAUGGAUGGAGAGCUGGUGCAGCUGAAGGCUGAGCUGCAGAAGGUGUGGGACAUGCUGAAGAGCCGUGACACUGAGCUGGAGGAGCAGCAGCACGAGCUGCAGUCUGCUCGUGGCCAGGUGACUCAGCAGAACAGCGAGGUACAGAGACUGGAGCAGCAACUGGCUAAGAGAGAUCAGGAAUUGAAACAAAGAGAUCUUUUCCUAAAGGAUUUGAUGAGACAGGGAGACACAGAGAAAACUCAGGCCCAAAUCAAGAUAACUGGUCUUGAAAAUGAGCUUGCUGGACUAAAAGAUCUUAAGACCAUCCAGAAGCUGGGCACUCAACAUGAUUAUCAGCCCAUAGACUCCACCAUGGAAGAGUGCAGUAGGACAACUGAGCAACUAAAGCAGGAAAAAGAGCAGGAUCUGCAGAAAGUGCAUAGUGUCAAACCUCCCCAACAGGGAAAAGGAGAGAGGCGAUCACCAUUAAUGAAGAGAAAAGAGACAGCAGUAAGGGCGGAUAUCAUAGAUCCUGACCAACAGAGGAGGCUAAUCACUGAGCAGCUGAAAAGUCUGUUUAAGGGGAAGGAGCAGAUGGGUGAUAUGGCAUCUCCCAUGAUCCAGAGAAAAGCUGGGUCAGUACUGGACUGUGGCUCAAAGUCACCUAAAGUUAUAAAGAAUGCCAUGGACAUGGUAAGAAGUGAGGUGAAGAGACAACAGAAAUGUGGACUUGAUUCAGGUGUUCAUGAGAAGACAGGAGAACACACUGCAGAACAGUUCGCUCCUAAUAAAACUAAAGUGUCCACAGCAGAUCCAGGAUUUAAGAGUUCCAGCAAAGUCUAGCAUGGAGAUAGCACAAACCUGUGUGCUGUUUAAUUCACAAAUAAGAGGAGGCCCUGAAAAUGAGACCACCCCUGUUUUGUGUGGAUGGAAUAUUCCUAGCCUGGAAGGUUGAGGUGUGUGACUCAGAGCUGGAAGAGGAUGAGGAGUAUACUCAGGUUGUGGAGGAAGGCACUGACUUGUACUUGAUUGAAUAACUUCAUUACAUGUUGAAAGAUUUCAGGUACAUUAUUGUAUAGUGAAAUGAUUUUUUGAGAAACCCUCCUGCAAAUUCUUUUCUCAGAGAAGCAGAAGGUUUACUAAAUAUUCAAAUUAUUGUAAUGAAAAUCUGAUACAAACAAAAAUCAGUGUCUGGUUCAGCUGUAGUAUUUAUGGGAUACAGAUUAAAUACCUUAAAUGAGACAAUUACUGAAACAUAAAUUAAUUUCAGACAUUAUGUUGUUAAGGCAGAUCUAGAACCCUAGAAAAUAUGGCUAGAUUAGAAUAUAAGACAGUCUUAACCCUGGCCUCAUCUAACACCUAACCAUUAGACCUAUGUUCAAUACAAUAUGCUAUAUCAAAUUAGAGGCAUAUGCUGCUAAACAAAGCACAUUUGACAUUUGAAAUUUUGCAGAAGUUAAUGUGCAAAAGUUUGUGAUAUUUCAAGGUUAGAUAAAAAAAAAUUAUAAUCUUACUAUCAGUCAAGCUUCUGAGCUGUCUCAGCACUGAUUUCAGACGCUUGCCUUCGAAAUUCUUGUUGCACCAAACAAUAAAAAUUGCUUGAAAUUAUCUGAGUUAACAUAACUGGGUUAGCUUCAAAGCAAUAUCCUGGUGUAUCUUUGUGCUUAUACUCAUGUGAGGUGUGAAUAGUUUGUAAUUAUUAUCUAAUAAAACUGGUAUAACUGGUAUAAGUUCCAGUAUCUUGAUCACUAAACCUUGGUGUUGACGAUAUACUAAUGACAUUUGAUGUGAGCUUUCACACCAUUCUUCAGUGUUCUGUACAUGAAAUGAGAUAAGUACAUGAAAUAUCUCCAAAGAAAUGUCUUUUAGAUUAGACUAUGAAGAAAUUAACAAAGGUAGUAUCAAAUUAGUAUCAAAGAUAGAAUGCUAUGUUAAUCACAAAAUGAGUGCUCCAUGCUAGGCCCAACUUCUCAUGAACAUCUCCUUUAUCAUCAUAAUCCCUGUCAUAACGCAGGCAUCGUUCACAACAGAGCAGCAGCUGUCCCUUUUAUUCCAACCCCUCAUGUCAUCAAAGUGGGAGUGAGGCAGCUGAGCACAAUGUUUUAUACUGUAUAUGAGCUUAAUUCAGUGUGCCCAUCUGUCAUCAAUAAUAGAUAUACUAACUAUUAUAAUGGUGGGUGGUAAUUUCCACCACCAAAUAAAACAAUCCUAUGCUUCUCAGACCCCUGGACUCCACUUUGGGAACCAUGGUUGUAUA
Pangasianodon hypophthalmus (striped catfish) is the source of this 5922-nucleotide messenger RNA. RefSeq names its product trichohyalin. The coding region runs from base 1638 to 4508 and encodes 956 amino acids. Lineage: Eukaryota; Metazoa; Chordata; Actinopteri; Siluriformes; Pangasiidae. The record is from RefSeq and is a predicted model, not a curated record. The transcript is spliced from 24 exons.